Molecule: messenger RNA, 2001 nt
Organism: Rosa rugosa (rugosa rose)
Lineage: Eukaryota; Viridiplantae; Streptophyta; Magnoliopsida; Rosales; Rosaceae
Exons: 1
Coding region: 119-1843 (574 amino acids)
Source: RefSeq, a predicted model, not a curated record
AAGCUAAAGCAAAAAAAACAGCACCAGAAGCAAAACCACACCAUUAUUCUCUUCUUUCUCACAAAAGCUCCCAACUUUCUUAACCAAAGCCAAAACGAACAAGAACCCAGAAUUUCUCAUGGAAGAAGACGAAGAUAUGUCUCCACCUUUCUGGCUCCGGCAGCAACCCAACACUCCCCGCCGCAGCCUCCGCCGCUCUACAUCCUCUCUCCUCUUCAGCUCCGGCGCCUUCAUCCUCCUCCUCCUCCUCGCCGUAGCUCUUGCCUUCAUAUUUAUCAUAGUCCCAUCUGUGCAUUCCUUUACUUCUCAGAUUUUCAGACCCAACACGGUGAAGAAGAGCUGGGACUCCCUCAACUUUGUCCUCGUCCUCUUCGCCAUUGUCUGCGGCUUUCUAGGCAGAAACACCGCCGGCAACGACGACGACGGCGAUCGCAGCGGCGUUCCGGCUACUGCUGCUGCUGCUGCUCAGCCGCAAGAGGUGGUCAAAUCAAUCCCGUCCACGCCGCGUCAGUGGUACGAGUAUUCAGAUCCGACGGUGUACAAUGAUCGUGUUGUUAACAGAGUGGGCUCCAUGAGAAGCAGCAGCUCGUACCCUGAUCUCCGACAAGACUCCGAAUGGAUCGCCAGAGAUGACAGGUGGCGAUUCUACGACGAUACCCACGUCAGCAACUACCGGGUUCCCGACUCCGAUCAGGUCCGGCAACACCGCCGUCGGGCGUCCUGGCACGAAGCAUAUGGAUAUGAUGCGAGUCGCAUCAAGAAUAUUCCGGUGGACACUUAUGUGAUCCGUACGGAACAAGCUUCUCCAUCAUCUACACCAACAUCCGAGGAGUCUGUUGUUCUGCCGCCGGUAUCGUCGCCUUCUCCGCCGUUAUCUCCGCCGCAUGAGGUGGCGCCUCAGCCGCGGAAGUCGAAGAGGACGUACCAAGCUGUUGGGGAGAAAGAGAGCAGAAAUGAUGAUUCGGAUGUGAAGAGUAAUUUCCGACAGCCAGCGCCUGUACCGGCUUCACCAUCGCCGCCGAAAUGGGCGGCGUUGCCGGAAUAUGAAGAGGUGGAGAAAAAGAGAGGGAAGAAUGUGAAGAAGAGAGGAGUUGCCACUACUAAAGAGUUCUUGAUAACUUCACUGAGGAGGAAGAAAAAGAAGCAGAGACAAAAGAGUCUCGAAAAUUUCGAAGCUCUACUCAACUCUGCUGCGGCUUCUUCUUCAAUGCCUCUACAUCCUCCGCCGUCGCCGCCACCUCCGCCACCCCCACCGCCGCCGCCACCAUCAGUCUUCCACAGCUUGUUCCAAUCAAAGAAACCAAAACCCAAAAAAUCUCAUCACUCAAAUUCACAGCAACCGCCGCCGCCUCCAUCGCCGCCGGUCACUUCCGCCACUCGAUUGUCGAGAAACAAGGCCCAAGUCAGGCCCAUGAUGACGGCUCAGAAGCCGCCAUUGCCGGUCAAGGUUAAGAGCUCCAACAUUAUAGAAGAUGAUAAUGCAAACAGCGGAGGGGACUCACCACUAAUGUCACGCAUUCCUCCGCCGCCGCCAUUGCCGCCGUUCAGAAUGCCGGAGCUGAAGUAUGCUGUGCACGGCGAUUUUGUUAGAAUCAAAAGCAACAACAGCUCAAGAAGUGGGUCGCCGGAUUUAGAUGACGGAGGUGAGGAUUCGCCGACCAGUGAGACUAGCCCAUUGAGUGGAAAUGAAUCGCCGGCAAGACCCAUAUUCUGUCCGAGCCCAGAUGUGAACACGAAAGCUGAUACCUUCAUUGCGAGGUUCAGAGCUGGUCUGAGGUUGGAGAAGAUCAACUCUGUGAAUGAGAGGAGGUCUAAUUUGGGCCCGGAUUCGAGGGAAGGAUGAGGCCCAUUAGGCCCAAGUUGAGGUUACUCGGUUAUGGAUACAUUGAGGUUGAGGAUAUGGUAGAUAUGUUUAUAUGAGUUGAGUUGAGUUGAGUUGUUUACUUGUUUAUGGAGUUUUCUAACAUAUACAAACAGUAUACACAAUAUUUAGUUCUUGGA